UAAAGUUGCGAAUAGUGAGAUUCGUAUUGUUCAGAUAACCGGAAGUAAAACUUUCAACUUCCUUUUCCCCAGACCUCUCAGACGGUGUGGUGCAACUUGCUUUUGGUCGUGUCCAGCUGGGCUCAUCCAACACCAUAUCCGUCAUCUAGAUUUCGAAAAAAGUAACAAGAUAAAACAAAGAUGGGUCCGAAAUUUGAUCCAACCGCUAUUAUGAUCGUGUAUGUGAAGGCUGUAGGUGGUGAAGUUCCAGCUACGUCUUCUUUGGCCCCCAAGAUCGGUCCUUUGGGUCUGUCCCCCAAAAAAGUUGGUGAUGACAUUGCCAAGAGUACAACAGACUGGAAGGGACUGAAGAUCACAGUAAAACUGGUGGUGCAGAACCGUCAGGCCAAGGUGGAGGUGGUGCCUAGUGCUUCCUCUCUAGUCAUCAAAUGUCUGAAGGAGCCACCCAGAGACAGGAAGAAGGUUAAGCACGUAAAGCACAGUGGAAAUCUGAGCAUGGAUGAUAUAAUAAAUAUUGCCCGUCAAAUGCGUCCUAGGAGUAUGGCAAAAAAUUUUGCUGGUACCUGUAAAGAAAUCUUAGGUACUGCCCAGUCAGUCGGAUGCUCUGUGGAGAGGUCCCCACCACAUGACAUCAUUGACAAAAUCAACGCAGGAGAGAUGGAAGUUCCAGAUGUGAGCACCCAUGUUUUUAUUUUGAAAGAAAAAAUGUACAAGAAAUCUAUUUUUCUCUGAAAUCCCUAAUUGUUAAUUAUAAAUGGAUAAAAAUUAGAAGCAGAAAAAUUAGAUUCAUCACAGGAAAUGUGGCUGACAAUUUAGAAAAAAAGUAAUUGUGUUUUAGAAAAACAUGCAUUUUCCAUGGCCUCUUAUGAUUUAAUUUUUUACUUUUUUGCAGGAGUAGACUGACUGCUGUACAAUGAAAAUUAAAAAAAAAAAGAAAACCAGUGAAAAA
Ostrea edulis (European flat oyster) is the source of this 949-nucleotide messenger RNA. RefSeq names its product 60S ribosomal protein L12-like. Gene Ontology annotation, cellular component: ribosome; cytosolic large ribosomal subunit. The transcript has 5 exons. Gene Ontology annotation, biological process: translation. Gene Ontology annotation, molecular function: structural constituent of ribosome; large ribosomal subunit rRNA binding. The record is from RefSeq and is a predicted model, not a curated record. Lineage: Eukaryota; Metazoa; Mollusca; Bivalvia; Ostreida; Ostreidae. The coding region runs from base 181 to 732 and encodes 183 amino acids.